Messenger RNA from Psylliodes chrysocephalus, 375 nucleotides. The record is from the annotation of a GenBank genome assembly. NCBI's taxonomy places the organism in Eukaryota, Metazoa, Arthropoda, Insecta, Coleoptera, Chrysomelidae.
UCGAAGAGAUUUCAUUUGAAAAAGUUUAUCUAGUAUAUUAAAAAGAUUCAAUCAAUAAAAAUGAAUGUUUUAUUAUUAUCAGUACUUUUACUGAGCACCCUUAACUUAGUCAUGACGGUACCAUAUGGAUUUGUGGGUGUAAGAGGCAAAAAAUCACAGACAGAUAGUCUUGAACCAAGUAUCUACAACGAAGAUUUCCAAAAAUCUUAUAAUAUAGAUGAUGAUAAAUUAAUAAACUAUUUGCUUAAACAAGACGCCAGGCAAAAUUACCCGGUCCUACAGCCAUGGGAAGAUCUUUAUUAUUAUGAAAAAAGGGUACCACAGGGUUUUACCGCUGUGAGAGGAAAAAGAAACACCAUCAAGCAAAAUCGCUGA